Closterium sp. Yama58-4 is the source of this 1431-nucleotide messenger RNA. Lineage: Eukaryota; Viridiplantae; Streptophyta; Zygnematophyceae; Desmidiales; Closteriaceae. The record is from the annotation of a GenBank genome assembly.
AUGCAGCGUUCCAACUCCUCUGGCAGCUCGGCGGCCACGGCCCCCUCAUCCUCCCGUCCGUCGGUUCCGCCCCGGCCGAGGUCCGCCCCGCCCUCGCGCCCCCAGCCUCCUGUCCAGGAUGCCGCGGUGGAGCAGCCUGCCGCUGGAUCUGCUGCCAAUCUUUCCCUGUCGGUGCGUUACCGCAACCUCCGCCGUCACCGCUCGUCGGUGGGUACCGAGCUCCGGUCCCUGCGGCGGAACCCGCUAUCGCUGGUCACCGUGAUGUUCCCGGAGUGCUCUGAGGAGGUUCGGGAGAGUCUUCUCUCCCGGAUCGCCGCUGCGCUCCCUGGAUCGGCAGCCUUCAACGGUGCUGUUCCGCAGUUCGACACAGCCGCGGGCGAACCGCUGCGCCUGCCGCGCAGGACGUAUCAUCGUCACAUCUACUCCUGGACCUCCGCCGCCGACGCACGCAUCUUCCGCGGGCUGUUCGCGAAGCCUUUCAUCGCGCGGUUCAACAACAGCCGCCCGAUCGAAGUCAAGCUUUAUGUUGAUCCCUACCCGGAUUUCUCGGCCGCAAAAGCUCGCGGUGACACGUACGCGGUGGUGCGGAACGUGCCGCUUGGCGUCCAGCCUGAGGACCUGCGUGAGACCCUGCUCCGCAGCAAAACCGAGGACGAUCUCCCCUGGCUCGCGGACCUCCUGCACUUCCACCGGCUCAAGGAUCCCUACGACGACUCGGCCUACUCUCAGAUGCUCGGUCUCCCCGUCGCGGCAGAAGGCGACCCUGCCUUCGAGCGCAUUUCGGCUGUGCUCUGGAUCCCGGGACAGGAGGAACCUGCCUUCCUGAAACUCUCGUGCCACUCCUGCUCCCUGUGCUCAAGCAAUCAUCGGCUUGAGGAUCACGCCUGCUUCGCCAUCACCCGAGGCAAACGGGUUGCCAACAGGCAGUCCAUCACCAUGUCUGCGCUGCAGGCGGUUAACGGUAAUUACCUCCCCCUGACCUUAUCUUGGUUGAUGCUAACCGACCUAUCCUAUUCGUUGGCCCUGUUUUUUUCGGUAUCUUCCCUUAUCCUCCUUUAUUGGCUCCGUGCUUUCUUCGGCUCUGGCCCGGUUAUCCUCCUCCCCCGCACCCUUGUCUCGGCUCUCCCUACGCCUCACCCCCCCCUCUCCUCAGGCAAGCUCCUUGGUCAGCACGCCUCCACGGCGGCGUUCAAAAAGGACCCCGGCCUGCUCCUCAUCGGCCUGGACCUCGACGUGGAGGUGUGGGCCUGCUCUAUCUGCGACUUUGUGUGCGGCAUUGCGCUCGACAGUGCGAUGUUCCACCUUUCCUCCGAGCAGCACCGCAAAAGGCUGCAGGACCCUGCGCACCAGAAUGUCUCCAAGGACAAAUAUGGGGCCUGGAAGGCCGAGACCCUGGUGCAGCAUCACCGCAUCAAGGCUCUCUUGCAGUAG